AUGAAGACCUGCCUGGUGCCUGGGCUGGCCCUCUGCCUCCUGCUGGGGCCUCUGGCAGGGGCCAAGCCGGUGCAGGAGGAAGGAGACCCCUACGCGGAGCUGCCGGCCAUGCCCUACUGGCCUUUCUCCACGUCCGACUUCUGGAACUACGUGCAGCACCUCCAGGCCCUGGGGGCCUACCCCCAGCUGGAGGACAUGGCCCGCACCUUCUUCGCCCACUUCCCGCUGGGGACAACCCUGGGCUUCCACGUCCCCUACAGGGAGGAGUGA
Messenger RNA from Eubalaena glacialis (North Atlantic right whale), 270 nucleotides. It is a transcript of the gene OTOS, whose product is annotated as otospiralin. The record is from RefSeq and is a predicted model, not a curated record. The transcript is spliced from 3 exons. Gene Ontology annotation, biological process: sensory perception of sound. The coding region runs from base 1 to 270 and encodes 89 amino acids. NCBI's taxonomy places the organism in Eukaryota, Metazoa, Chordata, Mammalia, Artiodactyla, Balaenidae.